UCCCCCUGCUCUCCCCUCCUCCCCCUUUAUUACCCUUUGUGUGUGUGUCUCUUUCUCCACUGCUCCAGGAGAGGAAAUAAAAAGUGGGGUGCAGCCAAGGUUAUCAUGAGUACCACAUAUGAUUGGAUUAAACUAAUAAAUGCUGAAGAUGAUCCCUUUUGUAGACAAGACUUUUAAGAUCUGGGAUUUCAUAUAAUGAAGGCUUUCAUCUUGAAGUUGUACCAUCAUGAGAGAAUCAGAAGAAGUGUCCAGGAGUACCUUGGACAAUGAAUGGAAGAGCAUGAGAAAACAAAAAGAAUGUGGCAUAUGAAAAGGAUUGAAUACCUGGAGGUAUUAGUUGCCAUACUUCUGUAAAAAUGGGAGUUAAUUUCUCAAAAUACAAAUUAGCUUAGACAGUCAGCAAGUUUGGAGUUGUGCUAUGGAACUAGGAAUAAACAUUUGUGUCCCUUUGUUGCCAAUGACAGAAAAUUGAUGGAUUAUGGUUUUCCCAAGUUGGAAAUACUUGUUUUUACCUAUCUAGGAUAUCCUUAUGACUACAUAAGGAGUAACACAUUUCAUAACUGCCUCGAUUCAGAAUGGGCAAUUGACUUGUCAACAACAGCAACAAAAAUGGUCGACUUUGUGGACUGAGACAGAGGCCUUCCAAUGCACUUUGUACACCCUGGGAAUUACUGUGCCGUGUGGCCACCUCCUGAAGGCCAUGAUGAUUUUUAGAAUAAGGAUAUCAUCUUCCUGUUGAUAUCUUUGAAGAAUCAUAAGCUUAAUCAGAAAAAUGAAUGGAAGCAAGGAAUGUGACAGUGGGGACAAAGAUGGAGGGCUGCCAGCAGUACAAGUCCCAGUUGGUUGGCAACGGAGGGUGGAUCAAAAUGGAGUCCUGUAUAUUAGUCCUAGUGGGUCUUUAUUGUCCUGUUUGGAGCAGGUUAAAACAUACCUGUUGACUGAUGGAACAUGCAAGUGUGGUUUAGAAUGUCCUCUCAUCCUUCCUAAGGUAUUUAAUUUUGACCCUGGAGUUGCUGUAACACAAAGAACAGCUGAAGAUGUUAAAGCAGAUGAAGAUGUCACUAAGCUAUGCAUCCAUAAGCGGAAAAUUAUUGCUGUGGCUACCCUUCAUAAAAGCAUGGAAGCACCACAUCCCUCAUUGGUUCUAACUAGUCCUGGAGGUGGAACAAACAUAAGUCCAAUAGUACCUUCACGAGCAGCAACUCCAAGAUCAGUGAGGAAUAAGUCACAUGAAGGAAUAACUAAUUCUGUGAUGCCAGAAUGUAAAACUCCUUUCAAGUUGAUGAUGGGAGCCUCAAAUGCCAUGGGUAGGUUAUAUGUGCAAGAGAUGACUGCAAGCCAACAAGAACUUCAUUCUGUCUAUCCUAGACAGAGAUUGGGCAAUAAUGAACACGGGCAGAAGUCGCCAUAUCGUGGCAGUCAUGGAGGAAUGCCUAGUCCAGCGUCAUCGGGAUCACAAAUAUAUGGAGAUGGUUCAAUCUCACCUAGGACAGAUCCACUUGGAAGUCCAGAUGUUUUCACAAGGAAUAAUUCCAAUUUUCAUGGAGCACCCAAUUCUAGCCCUGUUCACAUGAACAGGACCCCUCUAUCCCCACCCUCUGUUAUGUUACAUGGUUCUCCUGUGCAGUCAUCUUGUGCAAUGGCUGGAAGAACUAAUAUACCUCUUUCUCCAACUCUGACCACCAAAAGUCCAGUAAUGAAAAAACCCAUGUGUAAUUUUUCAGCUAAUAUGGAAAUGUCGCGAGCAGUGUUUCACCACAAACCACCUCAAGGCCCGCUACCGCCGCCACCACCGCCGCCACCACCUUCUUCAUGUAUACUUCAGAAAAAGCCAUUAACAUCAGAAAAGGAUCCACUUGGCAUUCUUGACCCCAUUCCCAGCAAGCCCAUGAAUCAAAAUCCUGUUAUAAUGAAUCCAAGUACUUACCAUUCAAAUGUCCACUCUCAGGUACCUGUGAUGAAUGUAAGCAUGCCUCCAGCUGUUGUUCCUUUACCAAGUAAUCUCCCUUUGCCAACUGUAAAACCUGGUCACACAAACCACGGAAGCCACAUGCAAAGAGUUCAGCACUCUGCUUCAACUUCUCUCUCGCCCUCACCAGUAACGUCACCAGUUCAUAUGAUGGGAUCUGGAAUUGGAAGGAUUGAGGCUUCACCCCAAAGAUCACGCUCUUCUUCCACAUCAUCAGAUCAUGGAAAUUUCAUGAUGCCAGUAGGACCACAGUCAUCUUGUACUAAUAUUAAAGUCCCUCCUCGGUCACCAAGAUCAACAAUAGGAUCUCCUAGACCAUCCAUGCCAUCAAGCCCUUCCAUGAAGAUCGAUGGAUUCCACCAAUAUAAGGACAUUCCUAACUCAUUGAUUGCUGGAAUGAGUAACGUGUUGAACCCUUUGGGAAAUGCAGCUUUUCCACCUGCGUCUACCGGAAGUGGGUCCGUGAAGAGUCAACCUGGCUUGCUGGGAAUGCCUUUAAAUCAGAUCUUGAAUCAGCACAAUGCUGCCUCUUUUCCAGCUAGUAGUUUACUCUCAGCAGCAGCCAAAGCACAGCUAGCAAAUCAAAAUAAACUUGCUGGUAACAAUAACAAUAACAGCAGUAGCAAUUCUGGAAUAGUUGCCAGCAAUAGCAGCAAUGACGGACAUAGCACUUUAAACCCCAUGUUUCCACCGACCACCAAUGUGCUUCUCCCGACGAAUGAAGGGCAGAGUGGUCGAGCAGCACUACGAGAUAAACUUAUGUCUCAACAAAAAGAUCCUUUGAGGAAAAGGAAACCCCCAACCACUACAGUGUUGAGUUUGCUUAGGCAGUCUCAAUUGGACAGCUCAGUGGGCGUUCCAAAAUCCGGCCCUGAUUUGAUAAGAAAGCAAAACCAGGGUUCAUUUCCCAUCACAUCAAUGUCUCAGUUACUUCAGUCCAUGAGCUGCCAAAGCUCUCAUAUGAGCAGCAAUAGUAUUUCUAGUUGUGGGAGCUCAAAUACUGUUUUGCCUUGCUCUGCUAACCAACUACAUUUUACCGAUACUACUAUGAGCUCGAGCACUCUUCCGAAUUCACUGGCACAGGAUUUACCUUUGAGAGGGGAAAGUAUGCACUGCCUGAAUUCAAACGCUAAUUUUGGCCACUGCACUAGUCCUGGCCCCAAUAACCAUCUUGCAGGCUUAAUAAACCAGAUGCAGCCUACUGGAAACUGUGGGGUGCUCAAUCAGUCGGGAAUGACUUUAGGAAAUUCAUUACAUCUGAAUCCAGCUCAUCCACGAAUCCAAGCACCUUCCACGAAAGUGAUACCAAACAGCAUUAUGAACAGCUGCAAUCAAACCAGUCCUGAAUCAGGAAGGACAGGUCCACCAUCAUCUACAGCUGUAGCUGGUAGCUGUCAACCUGGGAUCACCAAGACAACGUCUGUUCUUCAAGAUGGUGUCAUUGUCACAACUGCAGUUGGAACGCCACUACAUAGCCAACUCCCUCUUGGGAAUGACUUUCCUUUUGUUGGUCCUGAGCACCCUCUGCAUUUUCCACAGAACAGCGCUUCAAGCAACAGUCUUCCGCACUCUUUGAAUCCUAACCUCUUUAGUUCGCUACCUAUCUCUUUGCCAGUGAAUCAGCAACACCUCCUUAACCAGAAUCUAUUAAAUAUACUUCAGCCUUCAACAGGAGAAGGCAAGUCUGAGGUCAACCUCAAUCCUUUAGGUUUUCUCAACCCAAAUGUAAAUGCCGCUUUAGCUUUGCUCUCCGGUGAAGUGGAUGGGCAGGUGCUACAACCUGUCCAUGUUCAGCUGCUAGCAGCUCUUCUUCAAAACCAAGCCCAAACAUCUGCCAUGUUCCCUUUAGCAUCUUUCAAUCUGUCCAUCUCAGACCUCUUACAGCAACAACAAAAUGGUACCGUGCCCUCAGUAACACAGAUGACAGCCCCACUGCCAGACCAAUUGCUUAGCAGUCAGUCAGAUACCAACAGAGCUGAGACCCUGUUAACCAACCCCCUGGGAAACUCUUUCCCAAGCUUUUCAAGCACAGACACUGCUUCAAAUCCCCUGCUCCUCCCAGCUGCCACUGGGGCCUCAGGAUUCAUGACCUUGAAUCCCCAGCUGUUGGGAGGUGUUUUGAACUCUACAUCGGGCAGCACUGCUAACCAUCCAGAGGUUUCCAUAGCAAUCUCCUCCCAGGCUACCACUGGCACAGCCACUACAUCAUCAGCAGUGGCAGCACUGUCUGUCUCAACCCUUGGUGGGACAGCAGUGGUGUCAAUGGCAGAAACAUUGCUGAGCAUAUCUAAUAAUGCUGGGAAUACAUCUGGUCCAGCUAAACUCAACAAUAACUCUGUGGUGCCACAGCUACUUAACCCUCUACUGGGGACAGGUCUACUUGGUGAUGUGCCCUCCAUAAACACUACUCUUAAUAACCAUCAGCUCACUCAUCUACAGUCAUUGUUCAACAACAAUCAGAUGUUUCCAUCAAAUCAGCAACAGCAGCUUCUCCAAGGUUAUCAGAAUCUCCAAGGCUUCCAAGGACAGCUUCCUAUUCCCGGACCUCCUAACAACCCAAAUCCUAUGGCUUGUCUGUUCCAGAAUUUUCAGGUGAGGAUGCAGGAAGAGGCCGCUUUUCUGAACAAGAGAAUUAUCUCUCAAAUAGGGAUGCCACCAGUUCCUGAAAGUUCCAGUGCAGCAAUUCCUCCUUUUCAAGAUGCUGUAUGCAAUUUACAACAAAGGACAGAACCAUCUGUAGGACAACAGGCAAAGGACAUCGGUUUAGCUGCCCAGAGUGAUGGUUCAGUUGAUGCCAUCUACAAAGCAGUGGUAGAUGCUGCAGGCAAGGGGAUGCAAGUAGUAAUCACAACCGCGGUUAACAGUACAACACAAAUGAGCCCUAUUCCAGCUCUGAGUGCCAUGAGUGCCUUUACAGCCUCAAUUGGUGAUCCAUUAAACCUUUCCAGUGCUGUCAAUGCAGUAAUACAUGGACGGAAUAUUGGCAUUUCUGAUCAUGAAGAUAGAGUAAGGAACAUUAGGGGGACACGGUUAUUGAAGAAUUCGGAACACCUUAAAAAUUCCAGCGACGGGGAUAGUUUGGAAUAUUAUAAACCAACAGGUUGCAACACACCAAAAAAACAGUGGGAAGGGGAGCAGAGCCCUGGAGGGGAGAUGAAUCGAUGGAAAUGCGAGGAGGUUUUAGAUCAUUCAUCCCACAUCCUCAGUAGUCCUUGCCAUGAAAGGCCCAACAAUAUUUCCACAUUGCCAUUAGUCCAAGGCAAGCAACAUCCAGUAUUAUUACCCCAGCGAAAUUGUCACGGCGAUAAGAUGGUGGAGGAGAACUUCAGGUAUAGCAAUUACAAAAGAACUAUGAUGAGUUUUAAAGAGAGACUCGAGAACACUGUGGAACGAUGCGCGCACAUCAAUGGAAACCGGCCUCAACAGAGCAGAGGGUUUGGAGAGCUGCUGAAUCCUUCUAAGCAAGACCUAGGCGUGGAAGAACAGUCUCCCAGUUCCUCCAAUAGUUUUGAAAGUUCUCUGAUUAAAGACUACAUCCAUUACAAUGGAGACUUUAAUGCCAAAAGCAUUAAUGGGUGUGUGCCUAGUCCUUCAGAUGCUAAAAGCAUCAGUAGCGAAGAUGACCUAAGGAAUCCUGAUUCCCCAUCUUCAAACGAGUUGAUACAUUACAGACCAAGGACGUUUAAUGUUGGGGACUUGGUCUGGAGCCAAAUUAAAGGACUGUCGUCUUGGCCUGGUAAAUUAGUGAGAGAAGAUGACGUUCACAACUCAUGUCAACAAAGCGCUGAGGAUGGGAAGGUGGAACCUGACAAGUUGAAAACACUAACAGAAGGUCUGGAAGCCUACAACCAUGUCCGAAAACGGAAUAGAAAAAGUGGAAAGCUAAAUAACCAUUUAGAAGCUGCUAUCCAUGAGGCCAUGAGUGAACUUGACAAAAUGUCUGGGAAUGUGCAUCAGAUUCCACAGGGAGACAGACAGCUGAAGCCUCCAAAACCCAAAAGGAGGAAGAUCUCUAGAUAACAUUGAAUGAAUUUGUUACUGAUCUGGCUCUUACAUAACAUGCACAUAAUUUUCAUAUAUAUAUAGAUAUAUAUAUAGAUAUAAUCACCACAAGGUGCUAAACAAAACAGUGGUACAGUAUUCUUAUUGAUAAAGAGGGAGAAGUUAAUCCAGAUCUUCUAAAGAUUGAAGAGUGUCUAUAAAUCCUUUUUUUCUAUAAUACUAAAAUUGUGAUUAUAAAAUUAUAGUCCAAAUGUUUCUGCAAAAUUUUCAUUAUGUACAUAGAUAAAACAGAAUUUCAUGACGAUAUCUGAAAUGUAAAUAGUGUACUAUUGUCAUGUACAAGCAUACCUAAUGCACACUUUAUCUUUUAUUGUACAAAAGAAUAGUGUACAAAAUUCUUUGGUUUCUAUUGAGUACACGUACAAGAGACUACCAAUGUAAAGUGAUAAAUAAAAAUACAGCCUAAAUGCUUUUAUAUAAUAAUGUAAAAAAUGCUGUUUUUGUAUUUAACAGCAGUGAAAAGGCAUGAUUAUGUAAUCCCCUAAUUAUGACAUAACACUUUUUGCCACUGAGUGUUCAUUUAUAGUGUCUGUUUGGAAUGAACCUGGCCUGGAAGUACUGUACUCCAUUUUGGGUCCCUGUAGGAGAGUGAAACCUUGCAGAUUCCUAAUGGGAUGUGGGAUCAUAGGUCAAAUUAAGAUAUCAAAAGCUGCAACUACUGGUUGCGUUGUUGUUUUUUUAAUUGAGUUUUAAAUUAUAAUAUUUUAGAUUUUUUUUAAUUAAAAUAUUUAGAUAGACUAUUUGAGUCAGCUUUAACAGAAUUUCCUAGCUACCCGCUUUGAAAUCAGAAACAUAUCAGCAUUCAUUUUUACUUCCUUUUUUUUUUUUAACAAAGCCUAAAGUAGCUUUUCCAAUUUAUUUAAGCAAAAAACACAAUUCCUAUUAAAGUAUGAGAGCAAUAGCCCAAUUGAAGGAUUCAUUGUUGUUGCUAAUUGUUAGCAGUAAGCUUACGAUUUAGCAAAAACGUGUUCCUAAAUUAACAAAGGGAUUCAGUGACCAGCUGUCCUUGGAUAUUUUUACUGUAUUCAGUGGACUGGAUGAGCGUAAGCAGUUCCUGAAUUCCCCUGCCUGCCAAUACUAACAGCAUUUUCCUUAUUAAUAGUAAAAGUGAAAGGUGGCUUGCUAAACUAUUAGCAGCAGUGGCCAGGAUCCAAAGGACUCCACAACUAGUUCAGUGCAUCUGUAAGAUUGUUCAAAGUAUCUUUUGAACAAAAUCUCUUUUUCCCAGUUUGGAGAUUACUAGCAUUCUUGAACCAUUGGCAACUUCCAAAAUAAUUCUUGGAGUUCUUGUUUGAGAAAGGUAGCAAUUAGUUAAAGCCCGGUUGAAACAUAUCCGAGUCUUUGGAUGGACCUAAUGCAGUUCUUUGGAUCCCAGCCAGUGAUUUUAUCAGUAUUAUGUAACAGAUCAGAUUUAUUUUAUUUAAUAAGAAUUAUUUAUACCAUUAACAGAUUCGUAUAUAUAAAUAUAUAAAUAUAUCUUUAUAUAUAUUUAUAUUAAUGUGGCAGAAAUGUGCAGGUUGAAUCUAACUAGAUUAUUUAUGUUAUGUUAAGUUUGAAAGAAAUGUGAAGCAUAUAUGUUAGAAUAUGAUAGUACACUACAGAUACAUGAACCUGAAGCUGUGAGGUUUCUCAAAAUACCCAUUGUGUACCUUUGAAAGAAAUUAUAAUGCAGUGUCAUUUUUAAUAUGGGUGCUGCAUAUAAUGGCAGUGGCCUUCCCCACUUUUCCAAGUAUCCCAGUUCACUAUGACUAGGCCCAAGAUGGAGUCUCCUGAGGAAUACCUGCUACCUCUUCAUCUAGGAGCCACCGUUGUAUCUCAUCCUGGAACGUCAUUCAUUUAAAUGGCCUAGUUACCUCUCCUAGCAAAGAUUACUGGUAAUCAGCAGUAUCCAAGCCUGAUGACAAUAAGUCUGUAACCAAAAUGUAGUGCUUACAUGAAGAGAACUUAUCACCUGCCUAAGUUCAUGUUCUCGGGGCCUCACUCUACUUUCCAUGUGAAAUGAGUCCCAGAGGACAACAGCUUUUGGGAAACAAUUCCCCUCACACCCCCGGUCAGCUCUCCUUCCCAAUGCACAUAACUCUAGCAUGGGGUUGGAUCACCUUAGUCUCAUCUGGACAGCUCUUAUUCCUUUGUCCACACCCCAGUCUGAGGGAAUGCAAUUAACCACACAAAGCUACAGUGACCUGGAGACAGGAAUCCUUCUACCUGCUGGGUAGGUUCAUUGUGUCUUCUAUUUGAUGGCAGGGUAGUCUCACAAUCCUACAUGAAAACUCAUUUGAAAUAAUACUUUGUGUAGAUCAGUUAGCACUCCUAUUAUUUUUAUUUUUGUUACAAGUUGAUGUGUUUGUUAUGUUUAAAGACUUAAUGUUGUCCAUUUUUCGUACCAGCCGGCUUUCUGCUCGUGUCUAAACAGAUGUUUCUAUUCAUGAAUACUCAUGGGUGUGUGUAUGGGUGGAUGUGUGUUUAUAUUUAGUAGUUUUUUUAAAGAUUUUCUUUGUCCCUAAAACUGAAUUUGUAUUGACCAACCCUUCUUUUGACAUUUUUAACUAAUUAGGUUUGUACUCUUUUUCUCACCAAUGUAUACUUUACAUUAGUAGACUAUGUAAAGUAUUUUUGUGCACUCGAUUUCAUUGGUUAAUAUUGGCAUUGAUGUGGGUGCUAGGAAUAGUUUGUUUCAGUCCAUACAGAUUUUUCCCUCAUUUUUAGAGUUUUUAUGGUUUUAUGUAAGCAGUUGAUGUAAAUAUUGUGAGCAUUACAGGUCAUGCAGUGUUGUAACAUUUUUAAAAAUGUUGCACAUACUUUACAAUUAAAAAGCUGGUCGCUCGUACUUGAAUUUGCCCAUAGAGCCAUUUCUUUCUCUUUGCAUUAAUGCAUAAAUGACUUCUUUAAAAAAAACAAAAAACUC
Molecule: messenger RNA, 8936 nt
Organism: Pseudonaja textilis
Lineage: Eukaryota; Metazoa; Chordata; Lepidosauria; Squamata; Elapidae
Gene: MBD5
Product: methyl-CpG binding domain protein 5
Cellular component (GO): nucleus; chromocenter
Molecular function (GO): DNA binding; chromatin binding
Source: RefSeq, a predicted model, not a curated record